Molecule: messenger RNA, 2908 nt
Organism: Pogoniulus pusillus (Red-fronted tinkerbird)
Lineage: Eukaryota; Metazoa; Chordata; Aves; Piciformes; Lybiidae
Gene: HGSNAT
Product: heparan-alpha-glucosaminide N-acetyltransferase
Exons: 17
Coding region: 10-1935 (641 amino acids)
Biological process (GO): lysosomal transport
Cellular component (GO): lysosomal membrane
Source: RefSeq, a predicted model, not a curated record
GGGCGCAAGAUGGCGGCGGCGGCGGCGGGGCUGGUGGCGGCGGUGGCGGUGGCGCUGGGCGGCAUGCUGAUGGCGCCUGGCCUUACACAGCCGCACGGGGAGGGCCCGCCCGGGGGGAUCGGGCCCCAGCCCCGGCCCCGAGAGGGGGUAGCGGCGGAGCGACGGCCCCCGGGCCGGAUGGACCAGGCCCUGCUGCUCGUCCUCAACGAGCUGCCCGAGCAGGGCCUGCGCCUCGCCACCCUCUCCGGCUCCUGCCACCAGUGCCUGUAUCAGUACCUGGCUUUUGUCCCGCCGAGCGACAGGAGCCUGCGAGCGCCCGGCGCGGUGUGGGUGGAGGUUGAUGCCCAGCAUCCGCUCACCCUGCAGCUCAACGGCUCCCUGGCUGGCACAGAGCUCUGCAGGAUUCAGUAUCAUUUUGGAGAGUUUGGCAAUUACUCCCUUGUGGUAAAGCUCCUAAGUAAAAGCACCAAAACUGUUUCUUGUGACCUGGUCAUCAAUGAAGGCCCUAUCAACAGCUACCUCCCUAUUCUUUUUGCUUUCCUGGUUUACAUGGGACUCUUUGCUAUCCUGAUUGUUGGCCACCUUUCUAUGAAAAUUAAUCCAGUCAGAAACUGGGUUUACAAGACACUGAACCCCAGGGAAACUGAUCGCCUGAUUAAUUCUGAGCUGGGGUCCCCGGAGGCAGCAGACCCGGCCAGCAGCGAUCCCAGCCCGCCUCUGUGGAGCGCGGCCCCUCGCCAGCGCCUGCGCUCCCUGGACACCUUCCGAGGGCUCUCUCUUAUAAUUAUGGUGUUUGUUAACUAUGGAGGAGGAAAAUACUGGUUCUUCAAACAUGAGAGCUGGAAUGGAUUAACAGUGGCAGAUCUGGUGUUUCCAUGGUUUGUAUUCAUCAUGGGGACAUCAAUAGUGUUGUCACUGAGCUCCAUGCUGAGGUGGGGAAGUUCCAAGCAGAAGGUGCUUGGGAAGAUCCUCUGGAGGAGUUUUCUGCUAAUCCUGCUGGGAAUCAUAGUUGUGAAUCCCAAUUACUGCCUUGGACCAUUGUCCUGGGAUACUCUGCGGAUUCCUGGGGUGCUCCAGAGGCUGGGAGUCACGUACCUGGUGGUUGCUGCUCUUGAACUCCUCUUUACAAAACCUGGGGCUGAGAGUGGGAUCUUGGAGACACCAUGUCCUGCUCUGCAGGAUGUUCUUCCCUACUGGCCACAGUGGAUUUGCAUUCUGACCUUAGAAGUGAUAUGGCUCUGCCUGACCUUUUUGUUACCAGUGCCAGGUUGUCCCAGAGGUUAUCUUGGUCCUGGGGGCAUUGGAGACUUUGGAAACUACCCCAACUGCACGGGGGGAGCAGCUGGUUACAUUGAUCGUCUGCUGCUCGGGGAAACGCACAUCUACCAGCAUCCCUCUUCAAAUGUGAUAUACCAAACAACGAUGCCAUAUGACCCUGAAGGGAUCCUGGGAACCAUAAAUAGCAUUUUUAUGGCAUUUCUGGGACUCCAGGCAGGAAAAAUUCUCUUGUUCUACAGAAACCAGCACAAACAAAUUCUGUGUCGCUUUGUCACCUGGAGCACAGUGAUGGGAAUGAUUUCUGCUAUCUUGACAAAAUGUUCUAAAGAAGAAGGGUUCAUUCCCAUAAACAAGAACUUAUGGUCAAUAUCCUAUGUGACAACCACAAGCUGCUUUGCCUUCAUCCUCUUAUCACUGAUGUAUUACCUUGUGGAUGUCAAGAGGCUGUGGUCAGGAGCUCCAUUUUUCUACCCAGGAAUGAACUCAAUCCUGGUCUACAUUGGACACGAAGUGUUUGAGAACUAUUUCCCUUUUAAGUGGAAGAUGCAAGACACUCAAUCACAUGCAGAGCAUCUGACUCAAAAUCUCACUGCAACAACUCUCUGGGUCAUAAUAUCAUACUUACUUUACAGGAGAAGGAUAUUCUGGAAGAUCUGAGAGAGGUGGGCAGAUGUAGAGGGCCUAGAUGUUGAUGGGGAAAGUUCAUUAGGUGGAUUAGCCUGGAAUACUGCCCCUCAUUCUAGGCUGUGACUAAAAAGGGAUACCAGUUCAAGUUUACAGUGCCAUGGAAGUUAAGGGAUAAUAUUUUCUUCCUUAGUAAAAGGCCUCCCAAUCUGCUGCAGCUGCUCUCUGUUUCCUGCAUUUUGUAAAUAUUUGACUGUUCUCUCUCCUUCCUGUAGACAGACUGAGCAUGUUGGACCAGAAAGGCAGUCAAAGACAGCCUGGUGGUGCUUAUAGAAGGGACUGCAAGGGGCUGUUGGGGUGGCACUAUUUCUUACAGCGGUUUCAUCUGACAAGGUGCCUCCUAACUGGGUGCCCUGGGGUCUGUAUAUACCCUCAGCACAUCCCACGUGCCUGUGCCACUCUGGCCACUGGCACACAUUUAACUCAGCCAGCUUCAUGACUCAGAAGCACUGGCAGCAUCCUCAGCCCUGCACUUGAGUUGGCAGUGCAGGGACUGACUGGAGGAGCUCAAGGCCCCCACUGUGCUACAGCGUGCUGUGGAAAGUGGUGACUCAAGUCAUCGUUCUUCCUUGUGUUCUACUUUGGUCUUGGAUCAAAACCUCAGUGGUAGGAUCCUACUGCCAAAGAUCUUUUCUCCUGGCCUAUUAACCAGCACGUCGCUGCUACAGGUUUAGCAGCGCCCCUCUGCAGGCUCUCGGCCUUUGUGUGACAUGCCUCCAGCAGGGAGGUGUGAGUUUCACUCUGCAAGUGCAGAAAGGCCUCUUCAGAAAUGGAGUUAGCCAAGGACCCUGAACCUGAAAACCAACAAUACAGGCAGAAUCCAGCCAAAAGGGAAGAGAGAGCAGACCAAUUCCAUGUAAGAUAAUAGUUUCUGGCCCUCGGGAAACUCACUUAUGCUGUGAUUUGCAAACUAGUGCUAAUAAAAACACUGAACUACUCUGCUAUA